AAUCUUCUGUUAGCUCUUGCAUUUUUCAUUAUGCUUCAUCACCAUACUUCUUCACUAGCUAAUAUUAGCACUGAUAAAGAUGCUCUUCUUUCCUUGAAAUCUCACAUUUCUUCUGAUCCUAACAACAUCCUAGCAAGAAACUGGUCUUCUUCCAGCCCAGUUUGCAGCUGGAUCGGAAUCACUUGCAGCUCCCGACACAAUCGAGUCACUGCUUUAGACAUUUCUAGCAUGCAACUUCAUGGUACCAUACCUCCACACCUUGGAAACCUCUCAUUUCUUGUUUCCCUCAACAUCCGUAACAACACUUUCCAUGGAGAUUUGCCAGAAGAGUUGGCCCAUUUACAAAGGUUGAAAUCGAUUGAUGUCAAAAGCAAUAACCUCACCGGUGCCAUUCCAUCAUUUUUAAGUUUGUUACCAAACCUACGGUUUGUGUACCUUUCGAUGAAUCAAUUUUCGGGAGAAAUUCCUUCUUUCAUUUCCAAUAUAACAAAGCUGGAAGUGUUGACUGUGCAAAAUAAUUUUCUAGAAGGAGAGAUCCCUCGAGAAGUCGGUGAUCUUCGUUACUUGACUGUCCUAGGCCUGCAAGGCAAUCAGCUUAGUGGGGCUAUACCACCAUCAAUUUUCAACAUUACGACGAUGGAAAUCAUUGCUCUUACAAGUAACAAUCUUACUAGUAAUCUUCCAACAACUAUAUGCGAUCAUCUUCCAAAUUUGAAAGAGCUUUACCUCUCAAAAAACAACCUAGGUGGCUUUAUUCCACCAAACCUGGAGAAAUGCAGAAAGCUUCAAGUCUUGGCAUUGUCGGCCAAUGAGUUUAUUGGAACUGUACCAAGAGAGCUAUCCAAUUUAACAGCUCUACAGAUAUUAGAGUUAGCACUGAAUCAGUUUAGUGGUUCUGUCCCUCCAACCAUUUUCAACAUGUCAGCACUGCGGGCUCUAACACUUGCUGUAAACAAGCUUUCAGGUACUCUACCUUCAGAUUUAGGUCGUGGAAUGCCCAAUCUAGAAGGACUUUAUUGUGGAGGAAAUAAUCUUAGUGGUUUUAUCUCUGAUUCAAUCUCAAAUUCUUCAAGACUCAGAGCAAUUGAUCUCUCAGACAAUAGUUUCACAGGUACGAUCCCGGGAUCACUUGGUAACUUAGAGUACCUUGAGGUUCUGAGCUUUGCGGAAAAUAAUUUUGUCAGCGAUUCAACAUUGGGCUUCCUCACAUCAUUGACAAACUGUAGGAAUCUAAGAGUACUCUGGUUAGGUUAUAAUCCAUUGGAUGGUGUUUUGCCUGCAUCUGUUGGUAAUUUCUCAAACUCACUGCAAACUUUUAGAGGAAAUAGUUGUAAAUUGAAGGGCAUCAUUCCUCGAGAAAUCGGUAAUCUUACUGGAGCGACAAAGAUUGAUCUGUAUAACAAUGAGUUGACCGGACAUAUUCCAAAUACUGUCCAAGGAAUGUUGAGCCUUCAAGAACUUUACCUACAUACCAACAAGAUAGAAGGAACCAUACCAGAUGUUAUGUGCAGUUUAAAGAAUCUUGGUGCAUUAUACUUGUCAGGAAAUCAGUUUUCUGGUUCGGUUCCACCAUGCUUAGGGAAUGUUACUAGUUUGAGGGUACUUUAUCUAGAUUAUAAUAGGCUGAAUUCUAGAUUACCAGCAAGCUUGGGGGGCCUUCGUGAUCUCAUAGAAUUCAAUAUUUCAUCAAAUUUAUUGAGUGGGAAAAUUCCCUUUGAGAUUGGAAACUUAAAGGCUGCAGCACUCAUUGAUCUAUCAAAAAAUGAUUUUUCUGGUAAGAUUCCUACCACUCUAGGGGGUCUAGAUAAAUUAAUUAAUCUUUCUCUGGGACAUAAUAGAUUAGAUGGACCUAUUCCUGAUUCAUUUGGCAAAAUGUUAGCAUUAGAAUUCUUGGAUUUAUGCUACAACAAUCUUAGUGGUGAAAUUCCAAAUUCAUUAGAAGCUCUUGUGUAUCUCAAAUACAUGAAUUUCUCAUUCAAUAAACUCAGUGGAGAAAUUCCCACCGGUGGUCCAUUUGCAAAUUUCACCAGCCAGUCCUUCCUAUCCAAUGAUGCACUAUGUGGUGACUCUCGGUUUAUCGUGAAACCGUGCCCAACCAAAUCUACAAAGAAGUCAAGAAGAAAAGUGGUGCUUACAAGUUUAUAUAUUCUAUUAGGGAUCGGAUCACUCUUUGCGUUGGCUGUUGGAUAUGCGGUGUUAAGAUUUAGAAAGACAAAGAAGAAUGCAAGUCAAGUAGAUGUGUCUCUUGUAAAAGAGUAUGAAAGAAUUUCCUAUUAUGAACUUGAACAGGCAACUGAAGGAUUCAACGAAAGUAACUUGCUUGGUUAUGGUAGUUUCAGCACGGUCUACAAAGGGAUACUUAAGGAUGGUACUCUUUUGGCUGCAAAGGUAUUCAAUGUGCAGUUGGAGGGAGCAUUUAAAAGUUUUGACACAGAAUGUGAGAUACUCCGGAAUCUUCGCCAUAGAAAUUUGACCAAAGUCAUCACCAGCUGCUCCAACAUUGAUUUCAAAGCCCUAGUGCUGGAAUACAUGCCCAAUGGGACACUUGAUAAAUGGCUAUAUUCUCACAAUCUGUUCUUGAAUUUAUUGCAGAGAUUAGAUAUAAUGAUCGAUGUUGCAUCUGCAAUGGACUAUCUCCACAAUAGCUAUUCAACACCAGUGGUGCAUUGUGACUUGAAGCCAAGCAAUGUCUUGCUAGAUCAAGAAAUGGUUGGCCAUGUCAGUGAUUUUGGCAUUGCAAAAUUGUUAGGUGCAGGGGAGGCUUCUUUUGUUCAAACAAGUACAAUUGCAACCAUAGGAUAUAUUGCUCCCGAGUAUGGACAAGAUGGAAUAGUAUCCACGAGUUGUGAUGUUUAUAGUUUCGGCAUCCUGAUAAUGGAGACGUUUACAAGAAUGAAACCAAGUGAUGAAAUAUUUAAUGGAGAAAUGAGCAUACAACGUUGGGUUAGUGAUUCCUUCCCAAGUGAAAUUCAUAAGGUGGUGGAUUCGAAUUUGGUUACGCCAGGGGAAGAACAAAUCGACUCAAAGAUGCAGUGUUUGUUAUCUAUCAUGGAAUUAGCAUUGAGAUGCACUUUAGUAAAACCUGAUGCAAGAAUUAGAUUGAAAGAUGCUCUUUCGAGACUUAUAAAGAUUAGGCUCCAACUUGUCAUAAGUUGCUACUAGGUGUAAUAUAAUUGUACCAUAGCCUCUUGUUUGUUGCUUGAUUACAUAUGUUGGUUGUUUUAAGGUUAAUUCAGCACAAGUACUUUAAUUCUUUCAAUGAGAAUUUGUUGAGGAGGUAUGGCUUUAACUAUUUAGCAAGUAUUGAGGACCACUUCUAUCACCUCACAAC
Molecule: messenger RNA, 3331 nt
Organism: Solanum dulcamara
Lineage: Eukaryota; Viridiplantae; Streptophyta; Magnoliopsida; Solanales; Solanaceae
Product: probable LRR receptor-like serine/threonine-protein kinase At3g47570
Exons: 2
Coding region: 31-3162 (1043 amino acids)
Biological process (GO): protein phosphorylation
Molecular function (GO): protein kinase activity; receptor serine/threonine kinase binding; ATP binding
Source: RefSeq, a predicted model, not a curated record